AUGGCACGCACCACUGAGGUACAUGAUAAUUCUUCACCACUAUCAUCAACACCAACACAAAACCAUGAAAUCAGAGAAACCAAAACCAACCAAAAACUUCCAUUUUAUAAGCUCUUCAAUUUCGCGGAUCGUCUUGAUGUAACACUGAUGAUCAUUGGCACUAUCGCUGCCGUGGCUAAUGGUUUGUCUCAGCCUCUCAUGACUCUUAUCUUUGGGAAACUCAUCAAUGCUUUUGGUGGUUUUGAUCCAUCAGCCAUCGUUAAACAAGUUUCUAAGGUAUCUUUCUUAUUUGUUUACCUGGCUGCUUGGGCUGGAAUAGCAUCGUUUCUACACCAGGUAUCGUGUUGGAUGGUGACAGGAGAAAGACAAGCCACGAGGAUUCAUAGUUUGUACUUAAAAAUGAUAUUGAAACAAGAUAUCGCGUUCUUUGACACCGAAACGAACACAGGAGAGGUAAUUGGUAGAAUGUCUGGUAACACAAUUCUCAUUCAAGAUGCCAUGGGAGAAAAGGUUUGGUUCCUUUUUUUAAUCUAUCAUGUUUUCAGUGGAAAUGAGGUGAGUCUAUUAACAAAUGAGAACAUCUAUUUGUAUGUUGUAGAGGUAUCGUGUUGGAUGGUGACAGGAGAAAGACAAGCCACGAGGAUUCAUAGUUCGUACUUGAAAAUGAUAUUGAAACAAGAUAUCGCGUUCCUUGACACCGAAACGAACACAGGAGAGGUAAUUGGUAGAAUGUAUGGUGACACAAUUCUCAUUCAAGAUGCCAUGGGAGAAAAGGUUUGGUUCCUUUUUUUAAUCUAUCAUCUUUUCAGGGAAAUGAGGUGA
Molecule: messenger RNA, 822 nt
Organism: Lathyrus sativus (Indian pea)
Lineage: Eukaryota; Viridiplantae; Streptophyta; Magnoliopsida; Fabales; Fabaceae
Source: the annotation of a GenBank genome assembly